CGCAAAUUGUCAACUAAUUAACGAUCAAGUCAUCCAGAUCCGACUGCUCAUAAGAGCGCGGGAGUACUGGGAGCAUGAGAAAUACAACGUAAUUGCACAAAAGAUGAAGGAGUUCGGAGCGGGACCGUACACUCCAGAGCAAUGUGAAGCCCAACUGCGAUACCUCGAUGCACAAAACCGGGAGCGUAGCACUGGUCCGCGGACACGAAUACCUGAUCCUCAACAAUCGCGAAAGCGAUCAUGGUCAAAACUGGCCUCCAGUGUGGCCAGUGGUAGUACGAAGUAGCAUUUGUGGUUGUUUUGGGAAUGUACUUUUUUGACUUUUUUUGGGAGGGAUGAUGAAGCGCAUUAUUGAUUUCUUUGGGGCUUUCUUUUUUGUUGGGGGGAAAUUACACGCAAGGAUGAUUGUUUACGUCUGGAUGAGUUUCUUUUUUUACUUGGAUAUACCCUGUGACCGAUUGCAUGCGAAUGACAUAUUGCUGGACGUUUUUGAGCAACGUGAAUCUCAAAUCAUGGAAGCCGAGGAAGCGUCUCCCGACAUCGAGAGAGUGAACGAGAAUGCCAAUCAAGGACGGGCCUUCUCUGGACGCUAAUGCGACGGACAAAGAGACGAAGCCAGCGUCGUACAGCCCCUAGAGAGUUUCCCAGCUGCUAAGCGAUCACAAUUAAACUUUCUGGUCAUCUAACGGCUGAAGAUCAGCUCGACUAGAGAACCAGCUAGCCUCUUUGGGUGGGAGAUAGGCUGCAUCUGACGAGGUCACUUCUUAGCCGCCAGCAGCCCCAAGCCACACGACAGCUGGAGGACCUCGGUCCCUAUGAAAGAGCCGCCGGGCUGAUCCUCCACACGCUUACGUACAGAUCCAUGUUGCCUAGCAGGUUGCCUGACUGGUGGUGUUUUAGGAGGAAUGCAGUCAGUGACUCAAGCAGUCUGGACCCGGUAACAAAACUACUACUCGGCUAAGUUUAGCCUGGUGUUACCGGCCAAUGCAAUGACAUGCUCUGCCAUG
Aspergillus welwitschiae is the source of this 1007-nucleotide messenger RNA. RefSeq lists its product as uncharacterized. The transcript is spliced from 2 exons. Bases 336 to 593 code for a protein of 85 amino acids. Lineage: Eukaryota; Fungi; Ascomycota; Eurotiomycetes; Eurotiales; Aspergillaceae. The record is from RefSeq and is a predicted model, not a curated record.